AUGGACGCGCCGAGCGGCGAGAGCGGCGGCGGCGGUGGUGGCAGGAGGUGGAAAGGGAAGGGGGUGACGCCCAUACAGCCGCGGCGGCAGCUGGGGACGGUUUUGGAGGACGCGUCCGUGGCAUUGCUGCGGCCGCUCAAGAAGAUCGGGCGGAGCCCCGACCGCCUCCACCGCUCCGCGUCGUCGCUCUCCACGUCCUCGUCGGCCCCGCCUUCGCCUCGCUCUUCUUCGGCUUCCGACGCUCCAGCCGGCGUCAUACUGUCAUCACCGCCGCCGCCGUCGGCGCGACACAUCUUCCCCUUCGCGUACGAGGCCUCCGCGGCGGCGGGUGGUGGGAGCCCGAGGCUCCACUCGAUGUGGCAGCAGUCCAGCGUGUCCCUGCCGACGUCGCCACAGCAGCAGCAGCCGUUGCAGCACCAGCAGAUGAUAUCGUUCGGCGCGUCGCCUCCGUGCUCGACGACGCAGUUCGUCGUCCCGGAGAACGCGCAGCAGCAGCAGAUGCUGCUCCGGUACUGGAGCGAGGCGCUGAACCUGAGCCCGCGCGGUGGACCUGGAGGCUUGCCACCGUGGCUGUACCAGCAGCUGCUCCGGGCCCCGCCACCGCCGCAGAAGCUUUACCGCGGUGUCCGUCAGAGGCACUGGGGGAAGUGGGUCGCGGAGAUCCGCCUGCCACGAAACCGCACGCGCCUGUGGCUCGGCACCUUCGACACCGCCGAGGACGCCGCCAUGGCGUACGACCGCGAGGCCUUCAAGCUCCGCGGCGAGAACGCGCGGCUCAACUUCCCGGACCGGUUCCUUGGGAAGGGCCGCGCCGGCGGGAGCGGUCGCACCAGCGUAAGCUCCGCGGCCGCCCUAUCCGUUGCCGCCGCGUCGUGCUCGUCGUCCUCGCCAUCGCCUCCGGAGACACCUGGCGAGCCAAACACGCAGCAAGCUCCCCAGCAGCAGGAACAACAGCGUGAUCCGGCAGGAUUGUCCAUGGAGAAACAGCCACAGCCUCCGGCUCCAACCUCUCGUCAAGAAGGCUGCUCUAGCGACAACACAGCUGCGCCGUACUCGGCUGAAAUGCUUCACGCGCCGGUGGCGUCCGCGUCCGGGUCCGGCGGCAUGUGGGUUCCUCCCGACGAGUCAUGGUUCAGCACGUGGGGCCCUGGCAGCUCCUUCUGGGACGACUACGAUAUGGACAACGCUCGCGGCCUCUUCCUCCACCCUCGCUUCUCCAGCGAUGAAACUAGCAUGGAUCAUUCCGGCACGCAAGGAACGGUGCCGGCAACGGCAGCAGGGAUUGACAUGGCAUGCGAUGAUGUUCCGGUAACCUCUUCUUCUUCGGAUCUCCCUCCCAAUGGGACGAUCUCAGACUCCUAGUCCUACCUAGCUUCACGUCGAAGGAUUAAGCAUGCAUAGAUGCACACAGCCAAACACCUCGACGAUCUAUUCCAUUGCUCAUCGACUUCCCUCACAAAGUAUGACUGGGGUAGAGAUGCUUGCAGAUUGCAGUUUUAAAGACAAUUUGCAGCAUCAGACAGCUCUACGUACGUACUACAGCAACUACUUGGCCACACCUCUUAUCAAUUCUGAAGACUUUCUGAACCAUAAUUCACAAGGGAACCCUGUUCUCGGCUGCGAUUUUUAGGUCAGCUGGUUGGGGUGACCAUGGUACAAUUCCCUUUAUUUCGUAUCUCUCCCAAGAUUGUGUGUGUCAGAUAUUCGUUAAACUCGACUUCAAAAGUUUUGAAGUAUUCAUCUUUCCUUUUACUCACUCGAUAGCUUUGUUGAUCUAAUUAGGUAUUCAUUACUGGGCUAUGAGAUUACUACUUUACUAGAAUAAUUUCAUGCAUAUGUAUGUGUUCAGAUGAUUAGUUUCACUUAGAUUUAUUUUCAUGUAUCUGGAACGUCUCUGGCAUUCCACUGUUUUAUGUACUCUGACUCUGGCAUUCCACUGAUAUCUGUUUCUAAAGAUACUUAGGCCGCGCCACGUUCGGCCUAAGUUAGAGUUCCCUUAUUUUUCG
This is a messenger RNA of Oryza brachyantha (malo sina), 2006 nucleotides long. RefSeq names its product ethylene-responsive transcription factor ERF054-like. Gene Ontology annotation, molecular function: DNA binding; DNA-binding transcription factor activity. The coding region runs from base 1 to 1362 and encodes 453 amino acids. Gene Ontology annotation, biological process: regulation of DNA-templated transcription. The record is from RefSeq and is a predicted model, not a curated record. NCBI's taxonomy places the organism in Eukaryota, Viridiplantae, Streptophyta, Magnoliopsida, Poales, Poaceae. The transcript has a single exon.